Myiozetetes cayanensis is the source of this 3216-nucleotide messenger RNA. It is a transcript of the gene TMEM204, whose product is annotated as transmembrane protein 204. The record is from RefSeq and is a predicted model, not a curated record. The coding region runs from base 783 to 1463 and encodes 226 amino acids. NCBI's taxonomy places the organism in Eukaryota, Metazoa, Chordata, Aves, Passeriformes, Tyrannidae. The transcript is spliced from 3 exons.
GUUAAUGUUUGACUGCCGUGGCAGUGGUUCUGUUUGUUGCAGUCGACUACGCCCUGAGGCUCACCAAAAACAGCCACAAAAACAGCCAUUUCCUCUUGGUGGGGAGGUGGGGGGCCUUUUCCUCACUGCAGUGGCUGUUCUCGUCCCGGCACUCGCAGCUCGGAUCUUCGGAGAGGGACACGGCAGAGCAGCCCCCUCGAGAUACUCCAGACUUGCAGAGCUCCUUUGGGAUGACCGCAUUCCCCUCUGGCUCGGCUUGGCUUUGAGAGGAUGACAUCUGUCACCAUUUGCAGGAUUUUCUGAAGUUUGCACCCGAACCCAGGCUUUUGGAGCGGCACUGGUUGGCUCAGAGGACCCAGCGCUCGGCAGACUCCGGCGAGCAUCCCGGCUCUGCCUCGCCUCAGCUCAGGCUCUCCUGCCCCGAGACUGGAUUCUGUCUGGAUUCACCCCGUCCAACACGGAAUGGACCUCCCUGUCACCCAGUUCAUCACGGGACUGGCACUACUUAUCAAAGUGCAAGAAGGUGGAUAAGUCAACGCUAGAAAGGACCUAAAAAAGCUUCUCUUUGUUCUUAUUUUAUGGAAUUCUCCUACCUACCUCAGAAAAUUCUCUUUUUCUUGAUCAGAAACCCCUCUGGAGUUGACUUCAAGAAUGAACGGUGAUGUCCUCUAGCCCCCCGUAAGCACCCAGCACAGCUGCCUGUUCCCAGCCCCAUUUCAAUGUGCUGAUUGGGACCCCGUGUCGUCUGCAACCAGAGACUGGCAGCGAGCUGACAGUCAGAUAUGACUGUCCAGAAACUGGUAGCCACAGCUGUGUUGGUAGCCCUGGUCUCCCUGAUCCUUAACAACGCAGCUGCCUUCACCCCCAACUGGGUGUACCAGACGCUGGAGGACGGGCGCAAGCGCAGCGUCGGGCUCUGGAGGAUGUGCUGGCUGGCAGAGCGGAGCAGAGGGGCUGCAAGCGCCAGUGCCAGGCAUGGCCAAGGGGAGGAGCAGGAGUGUGAAGCCCUGGGCUGGGGCUCGGAGCUGGCUGGGUUCCAGGAGUCUCGCAGCACUGUCAAACUGCAGUUCGACAUGAUGAGGGCCUGUAACCUCAUCGCCACGGUGGCUCUGACUGCGGGCCAGCUCAUCUUCGUGCUGGGGCUGGUGGAGCUCCCCCUCAUCUCCCAGGACACCCAGUGGUGGGAGGAGGCCAUAGCUGCCGUGUUCCAACUUGCCAGUUUUGUUCUGGUUAUCGGACUGGUGACGUUCUACCGCAUCGGGCCAUACACCAAUCUCUCCUGGUCCUGCUACCUGAACAUUGGAGCCUGCCUUCUGGCCACGCUGGCGGCUGCCAUCCUGAUCUGGAACAUCCUGCACAGGCGCGAGGACUGCAUGGCCCCCCGCGUCAUCGUCAUCAGCCGCACCCUCACCGCCCGCUUCCGCCGCGGCCUGGACAACGACUACGUGGAGUCACCGUGCUGAGGAGAGCACUGCAAAGGGGAAGGAUCUCCAAGGAGAUCUGCACUGGAGUUGGUUUUCUAUAAAUAUAUGCUAUAAUUUAAGGGUUGAAAGACAUCACAACGCUCACUCUUGUGGGCAGAGGCCCUCGAUUAUUAUUUGGAUGGGCUCCAUCGAUAUAUAUAUAUGUAUAAAACACAUAAUGUUAUAUAUUUUAUAUUAUAUUGCCCUCUCCCUCUGCUGUACAGCACAGAAUGUUGGAUUGUCAGAAUCCUGACAGAGCAUGGCAGCUGCAUGGCAGCAGGGUCAGCCGGAGAAGACACCGAGUGUGUGCAAUGAGAACACAGGAAAGAGGGAACUAAACACGUUUUCUCUGUCUGCAUCAAGUUCUCCUACUCCCUAAUAAUAAAGUAAAAAGCUAUAGGCUUUGGAGUUAACAGGCAAUCUGAGAAAGCAGAAAACUCACUAUAGAAUAAGUGAUGGGUUUAACAGCUGUUCAAAUUUCAUGACUCUCUAGUCCUUCCAUCCACCUCUCUCCAAGGAAUGGAUUCACUUUAGCUGUAACACCUGCUCCCAGCCCCAGCACAGCCCAGAGAGUAAAAGGCAAAAGCAACUCUAUUUCAAUGUAAAGAAAGGGAAUGCAGAAGAAUUGACUUGCAUUUUUUCAGACACUUCUUUUGUAUCCUGAGACAAAGGUUUGGGUUUGUCCUAUUUGUACACAGACACUAAAAAUGAGAAGGGUACGCAGCUAGAACAGGCCACAUAUGCUGCUGAAAAAUCUACUUCAGUGUUACAUUGAGGGCAAAUAUCUACAGGAGGUUUCCUGGACUCCCUCAUAAUCACAGAUAUGAUCGACUUACAUCGUUGGGAACUAUUAUUAAAAACAGAUAUUUCAGCUCAAAUUGGUUUCUUUUCUUCCCAGUCAGCUUUAACAUUUGCUGUGACAUCAGAGUGCUACAGCAGGACACCAGCUCUGCCCAGCAGUGCUCAGAGGCACAUACCACAGGGCAUACAGAGAACAGAGCUGCCACUCAAGCACCCAAACUGCAAAGUAAGACACAUAGACAGGGACUUCAGCAUGAGAUUUGAAAACAACCUGCCUGGUAACUUAAUGUGGUAACCAAGUGAGAAAUUAAUCCCUUUGGAAUUGGGCCUAUUCUAAGCCUCACCCUGACAGGCACACGGGCUCACAAAAGUCCUGUGCAUGUGAUUUUCAGGAAGAAAGACAACACACCAAAAACUAUUAUGCAGGAACACUUGGGAUACAGGAACCUGAAGCAAUGACAGGUGUUUAAAAGCUCUCAGGAUGCUGCUCUGAGCACAGUUAGUGACAGGUUUGAGGGACCACGAGCUGUGAAUGUUACAAAUCCCUUAGGACUGUUGUGUUGCUCCCAGCUGAGUACACUGCUUUGCUUCUCUAUCACUAUUUCCAGACUUUGUUAAAAUGUGAUCAUCAAGCUGGCUCUUGAGUUCUGUUCUGCACUCAGUUUGGAUGUGAUAAGAAACUCAACCCCGACUGCUGCUCUGCACCACAUUCCAAGUGAGCAACACCCAAAAGAGUCUGAUACUCUAGAACAACUGCACUGCUCUAGACUAUCAGGGUAAGCACCAUAAAGCUGACAAAGAGUUUCUUCUAGAGGUAGGUUUGUAAAAACCAACUAAAAUUAGUAUUCAUUUGCCUGCAUUAUUUUCUGGGGAAAAAAAUAAUUCCAGAAAUAAUAUGCUAUGAUUAAAUGCAGGGUUUUUUAAAAUAAAAUAUUGUGGAGUAUUUAAGAGA